UGGGAACUUGAAGGGAGUGGAAAAGACGCAAGAAGCCGGAGGGAGAGGUGUGGGAAAAGCGAAAACAGGCUGCCAAACCAGAGGACUCCUUCCAAUUUAAAAAGGAAGUCAGCUGACGUUAGUUAGUUAAAUUUAACAUCCUUUUAUGUGUAACAUUUGACUUCGGAAAGAAAAAUGAACUUUGCGGAGGAAGAGGGCUCUAAGAGAUACUGCAUUCAAACCAAACAUGUGGCCAUUAUCUGUGCAGUGGUGGUGGGCGUAGGAUUAAUAGUAGGACUUUCCGUGGGCUUGACCAGAUCGUGUGAUUCCACCGACGACACCGGGCAGGGCACAGCUCCUGCUCCAUCCUACGUUCCUCCCCCAGCUGGCCCUUCAGACCUUCCUCCCCAGGACCAGGACGUCUGUCCUGCCAGUGAAGAUGAAAGUGGAGACUGGAAACAUUUCAGACUGCCGGACACCAUCAACCCCGUACACUACGACCUGGAGGUGAAGCCCGUGCUGGAUGAGGACACAUAUACCGGCAGAGUGAACAUCUCCAUCAACGUGAGCGUGUCCACGCGUCACCUGUGGCUGCACCUGCGGGAGACCUGGAUCACCCGGCUCCCGGAGCUCAGGAAGCCCUCGGGGGAGCAGGUGCAGAUCAGGAGGUGCUUCGAGUACAAAAAGCAAGAGUAUGUGGUGGUGGAGGCCGAGGAAGGCCUGGCCCCCGUCGUCGGUGACAGUGGUCUCUACCUCCUGACCUUGGAGUUCGCUGGCUGGCUGAACGGCUCCCUGGUGGGAUUUUACAAAACCACUUACACAGAGAACGGGCAAGUCAAGAGCAUAGCGGCCACUGACCAUGAACCAACAGAUGCCAGGAAAUCCUUCCCAUGUUUUGAUGAGCCCAACAAAAAAGCAACUUACACCAUAUCCAUCAUCCACCUCAAAGAAUAUGGUGCACUUUCAAAUAUGCCUGUGGAGAAAGAAGAGUCAGUAGAUGAUAAAUGGAUGCGAACAACUUUUCAGAAGUCUGUCCCCAUGAGCACUUACCUGGUGUGCUUUGCUGUACAUCAAUUUACCUCCAUAACGAAAAUGUCAAACAGUGGAAAACCGCUCACUGUUUACGUCCAGCCAGAGCAAAAGCACACAGCUGACUAUGCUGCGAACAUAACUAAAGUUGUAUUUGAUUAUUUUGAAGAAUACUUUGGUAUCAAUUAUUCUCUUCCUAAAUUAGAUAAAAUUGCUAUUCCAGAUUUUGGCACUGGUGCCAUGGAGAACUGGGGACUUGUCACUUACAGAGAAACAAACCUGCUUUACGACCCCGAGGAAUCAGCCUCAUCCAACCAACAAAGGGUGGCCACUGUGAUUGCCCAUGAACUUGUACAUCAGUGGUUUGGAAAUAUUGUGACCAUGGACUGGUGGGAAGACUUGUGGCUAAAUGAAGGAUUUGCUUCUUUCUUUGAAUUCCUGGGAGUAGACUAUGCAGAAAAAGAGUGGCAAAUGCAUGACCAGAUAUUACUUGAAGAUGUAUUGCCUGUACAAGAGGAUGAUUCUUUAAUGUCUUCACAUCCAAUAGUUGUCACUGUGACAACCCCUGAUGAAAUAACGUCUGUUUUUGAUGGAAUAUCCUAUAGCAAGGGAGCUUCUAUUCUUAGAAUGCUUGAAGACUGGAUAACACCAGAGAAAUUUCGAAGAGGAUGUCAGAUUUACUUGGACAGAUUCCAAUUCAAGAAUGCAAAAACUUCAGAUUUUUGGGAAGCGCUGGAAGAGGCAAGUGAUAAACCAGUGGCAGAAGUAAUGGACACCUGGACCAGACAGAUGGGUUAUCCUGUGGUUAGUGUGAAUAAAACAAGUAUCACACAGAAGCGUUUUCUGUUGGACUCAAAAGCUGAUCCUUCCCAACCACCUUCAGAUCUUGGCUACACAUGGAAUAUUCCAAUUAGAUGGAUGGAAAAUGAUGUGUCAAAUAUUGACAUCUACAAUAGGUCAGAAAAAGGAGGAAUAACUUUGAACCCUUCUGAUCCUAGUGGAAAUACUUUUCUCAAAAUAAAUCCAGAUCAUAUUGGGUUUUAUCGUGUAAAUUAUGAAGAACAAACUUGGAAGCUGAUUGCUACUGAUCUUCUCUCAAACCACAGGAAAUUUUCUUCUGCUGACCGUGCAAGUUUCAUUGAUGAUGCUUUUGCCUUGGCAAGAGCUCAACUGCUGGAUUAUAAGGUGGCUCUGAACUUGACCCAGUAUCUCAGAAUGGAAGAGGAUUUUUUACCAUGGCAGAGAGCCAUUUCAGCUGUAACUUACAUCAUUAGCAUGUUUGAAGAUGAUAAAGAGCUAUACCCCAUGAUUGAGAAAUAUUUCCAAGAUCAAGUGAAGCCCAUUCAUGACUUGCUCGGAUGGCAUGAUACUGGUGACCACCUCACAAAGUUACUCCGUGCCUCUGUGUUAGGGUUUGCCUGCAAGAUGGGAGAUGGAGAAGCCUUGAGCAACGCUUCUGAGUUAUUUAAAGACUGGCUAAGAACAGACAAGAGUAUUCCUGUAAAUCUCCGACUUUUGGGUUAUCAGUAUGGAAUGCAGAACUCUGGAGAUGAAAUUUCAUGGAACCAUACUCUAGAGCAAUAUGAGAAAACUACAUUAGCUCAAGAAAAAGAAAAACUGCUCUAUGGAUUAGCAUCAGUGAACAAUGUUACUCUUUUGGCAAGGUAUUUGGAUAUGCUCAAGGACUCAAAUCUUAUUAAAACUCAGGAUGUGUUUACAGUCAUUCGAUAUAUCUCCUAUAACAGCUAUGGGAAGACCAUGGCAUGGAACUGGAUACAGCUCAACUGGGAAUACCUAGUAAACAGAUUUACACUCAAUAACAGAAACCUUGGCCGGAUUGUCACUAUAGCAGAGCCAUUCAACACUGAACUACAACUCUGGCAGAUACAGAGCUUUUUUGAAAAAUAUCCAGAAGCUGGAGCCGGAGAACAACCUAGGGAACAAGUGGUAGAAACAGUGAAAAACAAUAUUGAGUGGCUAAAACAAAAUAGAGAGACCAUAAGAGAAUGGUUUUCAGACAUACUGAAGAACAGUUAAUAUGUUCAAAUGUCAUAUUUUAAUUUUGUGAAGUUGUUGUUUUUCCUAUUAAGCAUUUGAUGGCCUAAUUUACAAGCACUAAGGAGCAAGCCUUAUGAAUGGAUACUGCUUUUGCUAAGUACUGUGUUGAUGUCUUGCAAAGCUUUUAAAUUGUUCCUCUUUGUUUAUGAAGGAAGAUACUAAUAGAGUAUUUAAUAUACUCAGGGAUUUCUUCUAAGUGUACUUCGUAGGAGAUUCUUUACAAACUGAAGAGAAUUUAAUAGUCAUUUUAAUGUCUUUAAAUAUCAUUCUUUGUAUCUUAAAUCUGUGAAAAUAGAACAAUUUGGUCUUAGCUUUACAUUUUUAGUACCAAAGAAACACCACUUAAUCUUCUCUCUUGAUUGAUUUUUAAAGUUUAAAUACCAGUACUUGAGGGACAUAUUACCAUCUUAAUCUUUAUUUUAUUAUUCAGAGUUACACAGACCUAAUAUCAUUUUAUUCACAUAUGUCUUACUACUUUAAAUCCUACCAAAGAAACCUGGGCUUAAGUUUUGCUCGAGGAUUGCAUGAAUUAGCCAAAAAAUGGCUGAUUGUUGGGGUUGCUGUUAUAAAAUCAACAAGAGAACUCUUCUUUCUUUUAAAAAUAAAUCUAAAUUAUUACCUUGAAAAGAAUCUUGUUUUCCGAUGUCACUUUACUCUUGAGUAAACAUGUCAGCAUUAUUCCCCAAAUAAUUUUGCAAGUUGCAAAGUUGAUUCAGGAACUUGGCCUUUUUCAUGCUUGGUGCUCUCUCUUCUUUCUCCAUUCCUUACAAAGCUCCUUCAAAUAUGCUAUGAAAUUAGAGGGAACAGAGUGCUUAACUGUGCUCCAUGGAUUUUAGAGGGAGAAAGCUAAAUAAUUGGAAACUGUUCAAGAAAGAGAGAAGGUGGAUUAUUCCAUAAAACUAAAUGGAAUUAGAAUUUAGCUUUGACCUCACCUAGCAAUCUAAGUGUGAAAAUGGGGAAACACAUGGACAUCUCCAACAUGACUCUGCAUAUCUGAGGAUAUAUCUUCUUAUAGUUAUGUUUUAUAUAUAAACCCUUAGAUCCUAUUCCAUACAGAAUAGCACUGAUCAAAUUUAUAUGCAUGACUUGAUUAAAGACAUCAAUUUCAUAGAAGCUGGUGGCUGGAAUAUGUUUAAUGUGGCACUUGAUGCCUAGUAGAUCCACAAUGUAAGUCCAACAGGCAUUUAUCUUUUGAUAAAUGUCUAUGUGCCAAAGUGCUAUAUUGAGAAAAUCUAAAUUUAUCUGUAAACUUUGAAAGUAUAGGGCAAUUUAGAAAUGGCUUGAUAAAAAUUGAAGUAUAGGGAUAUAGUCAAAAUCUUAGCAAUUACUUUAUUUACACAACAAUGUGCCCUAAUCAUGUAUUCCAAAGUGUGUGAAUUUUGCUACCACUGUUUCUUAUCACUUCUCAAUUCAUACAGCUAAAUGAGCAAAUUUAAAUGCAGACUGAGGAUAAAAAAAUACAAAAUAAAACAUUUCCAGACAAAAUUUUUAAAUAUAUUUAUUGUAAAUUAGUUCAGAAUCAAAAACACAUAAACCUUAUAAAUCAUCAAGAAAACCCCAUUAGCCUCAUGGGGAUUAACAUCCUAACUUCAAAUUCUGAUCCCAGUCAGAGCCAGCACUUGAAGUCUAUGUAUUGUUUCAAGGGACAAAUAAAGAAGUAAGAUGGUUUAUUCUUCUGCUCUGUGAAAUAAACAUUUUAAAUGAAAAUAUAAGUUUGAAGAAGAUGGCAAAUAAGACAGUAUCUAACUUGUCAGAUAAAUAUGUAUACAUGUAUAAAUGGAAAUUCAUUUAACUUAUGUAUAAAAAAGGAGAUAUAUAAAAAGGAGAUUUAUUAUGAGGAAUUGGUUCAUGUGAUCAUGGAGACUGAUCAGUUACCAUCUGCCAUCUGCAAGAUCUGGGAAAGUCAGUGGUAUAAUUCAGCUUGACUCUGAAGUUCUCAGAGCCAAAAGAGCUAAUGAUAUAAAGCCAAGUUCAAGGGCAGAAAACGAUGAGAUGAGAUGUCUCAGGUCAAUCAGUUAGGUAGAAAAGCAGGGUUAGAAAAUUCCUUUUCUUCCACCUUUUGUUCUAUUUAGGCUCCCAAGGCAUUAGAUAUUGCCACCACAUUGGAGAGGGCAAUAUACUUACCAAGUAAGUGAUUCAAAUCUAACUUCUUCUAGAAACUUCCUCACAGACACACCCAGAAAUGAAACUUAAUCUGGGUACCCUGAAAUCCAGUCAAGUUGGCACAUAAAAUUAACCAUCACAAUUGAAUAAGGUCCUCAUUCAUUCAUUCGCUCAUUCACAUAACUAAUACAUGAGUUUCAGUUAUAUAAUAAACCCCAUUUUAUGUUCUCAUCAUCUCAGUUUAGUAAUGGAUUUAAAAGACAAGUGGGGAAAAGAGCGAGUUGAGAGGACAAUGGAGGAGGAUAGGAGAAAUGAGGCAGAGAAUGUCAACUAACCAGCAAUCCAUGUUCUACCCUGAUACCCCACUGGAGAGUCCUUAAAUGUUAAUAUGGCCACAGAUAUAUGUCAAAUGUUGUGACCUACAGCAAUUUAGACUAUAUGAUUUAAAGGUGUGCUAGAUACUGCCCACUGGCACUGGACCACCAUUUGUACACCCCAUUUGUCCCAGCCUUCUGUAUUGCAGGGCUGAAAACACAGUACUCCCCACACUUCACAUGUUUGAGGUCCCACCAAUGAUGUUAACUUUUAUGAGAUUUGGAAGGAAAUGAGAGAAGAGGCAGAAUCCAACCUUCUUUCCAUGACAGUGCAGGAGAAGACGGUUUUGUGGGAAGACAUGAGUUGGCAGCCUUUGCACUCCAGGCCCCUAUUUACCAUCCCUGUGUAGCAUGAUGUGUUAUAGCUUUCUCAUUUCUGGGUGUCAUUAGCAGUUUUCAAUUUUUGGAUCAGAAAGACAUGGAUGUAUCUAUCACCUUGAAACCAGCAGCUUGGCAUUGACACUCUUAUUUCUAUUCUUCAAGCCCUUUUAAUAGCACAUAAGUUUCGAACUCCCUCAAGAAAAUCCUUCUCUAUUUGGAGAAUAUACCUAGAAUAUUUCUUGAAAUGAUGCCUGAAUGAUACACAAUGAAAAUGCAGAUUUUAUUUAAUUUUGCAUUUUCAUUUAACUCAAUGAUCCUUUCUUGCCUAUUGUCCCUAGUAUGUAAAAAAAAAAAAAAAAAAAAAAAAAAAAAUGCUGGCCAGGCAUGGUGGU
Sciurus carolinensis (gray squirrel) is the source of this 6256-nucleotide messenger RNA. RefSeq names its product glutamyl aminopeptidase (gene Enpep). Gene Ontology annotation, cellular component: cytoplasm. The transcript is spliced from 20 exons. Gene Ontology annotation, molecular function: peptide binding; metalloaminopeptidase activity; zinc ion binding. The record is from RefSeq and is a predicted model, not a curated record. NCBI's taxonomy places the organism in Eukaryota, Metazoa, Chordata, Mammalia, Rodentia, Sciuridae. Gene Ontology annotation, biological process: peptide catabolic process; proteolysis. The coding region runs from base 175 to 3045 and encodes 956 amino acids.